AUGGCUGCCUACUGGGUUUAGAGUAUUUAUGUUUAGCUUUUGUUAGUUGUUAUUAGAUGUUAAACGCCGAAGUCCAAUAAUUAAUAUGUAUAGAAAGAGUUAAGGAAAGUGUUGGCACUGUUUCUUGUUCCACACGUUCUCCGGUACAUUGUUCUAAUGAGAACAAGCUUGACUAAAAGGCUAUUUAGUAUUUAGAUAGCAGAUUAAACCAUGGCGUCCUCAUUUGUCGUCGGGGAUAAAUUCAGAAACAAAGUGACGGAGUUAUUAGAAAAGAGUGACUCAUCUCUUCCCCAAACACUGAGAGAAGAACUGGAGGAGACUGUUGGAGGAGCAGAAGCAACAAUCCUGUCCUUCAGCACAGCGAGAAGACUCCAGAAAUACCUUCAGGACCAGGGGCAUCCUUUCUACCUGCAUGAGCUGCUGGAGGACAGUUCGCUGCACCUGCCUGAGGUGGUGAAGCCUCCCAGAAACCCUGAGCUCGUAGCUCGUCUGGAGAGGAUCAAAGCCAAACUGGCCAACGAGGAAUACAACAGAAUCACACGUAAUGUCAACACUCAGGAAAUGAACCGCAGUGGAAACUUAUCAGAAUUUGGAAGACAAGUGCGAUCUGUUAAAGCAGUGGUGGCGACCGUCUUCAACUUCCUGGUCACCGUGGUCGCUGCUUUCUUCUGCUCCUAUAUGGGGAGUCAGUACCUGUUUACAGACACUGCAGCAAGAGUGUUAUCAGCUGUGAUCGCUGCGUCUGUGGUGGGUCUGGCUGAGCUCUACGUGCUGGUCCGGACCAUGGAGGGGGAACUUGGAGAACCGUAGUGGUGAAGGAAACACUCUGGCCUGCUCUCACAACAGACUUGUCACUUUGCCAGUAAACCUUGUGGACUUUUUUGUCUUUUUAUUUGUGAAAAUUGGCAGAAUUUACUGAGAGUUAACAAAGGGAUACUAUUGGAAACUGGAACUCUACUAGAGAGCAAAUUUUACUGAAUAUCUGUUUCCUUUAUUCAACAUUCCACCUGCCCACAGUUUUUUCAGUAAACCAAAAUAUUAAUAUAUCUUAUUUAUUUUCAGCUCUUUUCCAUUUCAGAUUUUUUUUUUUUUUUACCUGAAAAUGCUCUUUUACGUUUGAGUCCUUCCAUUCUGUUCUUCAAUGUAAUCUGAUUUUAUGUUCAAUAAAAUCAAACCAGAGCUAAAACAUAAAGAUAAAUAUCCUCCCGUUAGCGUUUUCUGUCUUUCUGUUCAUGCACAUUUUCCCCGUCAGGAGAUAUGGACAUACUUUUACUGUUGGAAUGUAAAAAUAAAAUGAUUUAAUAUAAACUUA
Molecule: messenger RNA, 1312 nt
Organism: Centropristis striata (black sea bass)
Lineage: Eukaryota; Metazoa; Chordata; Actinopteri; Perciformes; Serranidae
Gene: vma12
Product: transmembrane protein 199
Exons: 6
Coding region: 211-810 (199 amino acids)
Biological process (GO): vacuolar proton-transporting V-type ATPase complex assembly
Cellular component (GO): endomembrane system
Source: RefSeq, a predicted model, not a curated record